This is a messenger RNA of Solenopsis invicta (red fire ant), 7554 nucleotides long. RefSeq names its product trichohyalin. Lineage: Eukaryota; Metazoa; Arthropoda; Insecta; Hymenoptera; Formicidae. Gene Ontology annotation, molecular function: protein binding. The record is from RefSeq and is a predicted model, not a curated record.
GGGGGUGCACUGGCUCGGUACUGGCAACCCUCCUCUAUGUAUCAUUCUCUCCUGCAGCAGGUAUAUCCAGUUUUUAGGACGCAGAAAAGACAACGAUAUAUCCACGUUUAAUGCUUCAAUUUACGUUCGCAUUUUGGCAGACAAUGCAAGAAUUAUACUGGAAAAGUUCCCUGAAAAAAAGAAGAAGCUGUAUUCUGCGAUGCGUCGAUGUAAUAUGUCGUGAUGAAAGGAAUAUGCUACCGGUAGCGAAAUUCUACGUAUAGAUAAAAAAUUAUUGAAAGUAUUAUGAGAUAUAGUAAAGUGGUACGAUAAAGUGGUACGAUGCUAAGCCCGACCCCUCCGAUCGAUCGUCCCAGUCUGCGUCCUGGCACAGGAUACCUCAUCGCACCGCGGGUGCCCCACGGACUUGCGACCGUCGUUGAAAGUCUCACGAGGGAGGUUCUGCGUCAUCGUCCUGAGGACAUAUAUGUCUUUGCAGCCCACCACUUUGAAAAGUUACUAAAGUUGCGGGAGGAUUAUCAUGCCGAAGAAUUCAGCGAUCGCGAGUUUAAUCAUGAAUUCGGUCGCGACUUUAAUCUGUGGCCCACCAAGGAGACCCGAAAUGUCUGGAAAACUUCGAACGGUGGAUUAUCCUUGGAGAGGGAGAUUGAAAUCUUCGAGAGGCGCGAGCAUGUGCUCGCUGAUGCGGAGGAGAGCCAAGAGGAUGUUUCCACCGACAGAGAAACUAGAAAAGCAUCGAGGCAGACGUGCUCAAAAGGUCCUGCGACUAUGAAGAAAACCUCGAAGAAAUCCAAAGACAAUGAGACAACGUCGGACGCUCGCGCGACGAGAAUUAUCUCGCAGAUGACCGCUCUUCACGGUCCUGGCAAGAAUAUUCAGACCAAAGAUAUCAAGCAGGAACUCAGAAAGAACAAACUGAGCGGCGAGAAGUCAAAAACUGAUAGUAUGGAAAAAGGGAUUCGAGGCGACAGGCGAUCUAAGACGAAGGUUUCCAAGACGGAUAAAAGUCUUACAGAGGAGGUCGAACGUACCACGACGACGGCAACGACGACGAGUUCGAGUAGAACCUCUGCACGGAGACUGCUGAAGAAGGUGCGUCGGAUCGAGACCGAGUCCGAGACUGAGACGGAACAUGAAGUCGCGACCAAGACACUGGAUAAUGGACACGUGAAAUCGGGUGUUAAAAAUGGCGGUUCGAGUCGCGAAGCGAUCACUCGGACCGGAAGCAGGGAGAGAAGACCGGAAGCACGACUCUCCGAACAUUCCUCUGAGAGGAAAGUAUCGUCGAGAGCUCUCAGCAUGGAUCGCAUCAGGGCGUACGUGUUACGCAAAUUCGCGAGCACUGCGAGCCUAGAGGUACUGCGAUCGCCUACGUAUGUAGAGCAGGUGCAGGAGGUGAUUGAUCGCGCGGCACCGAUCAUCAAGGAGAAGCUGGAAGAGAUCGGAAAGCCGAAGGGGAAGCGUUCGAAAUCGGUCGACCUCGCCUGGAAUGGGGAAUUAUUUUAUCGACACUUUCGAGAGGAAAGGAGACACAACGAAGAAAAAAGCGAAGAAGAAAGACAAAAAAGUGGGCUGGAGCGGAAGACCGAUAUUGUGAAGAAAGAGAAGAUGGAAUGUUCUUUCAGAAAGGAUGAAGCGAUUCUCUCGGAGAGAGAAGAGAAGAAAUCGAGGAGACGCAGCGCGGGAUCGGGCAAGAGAUCUAGAAGACGCGAGAGUGGUGACUUCGGAGUCGUCGAUCAAGUCGACGACAACUCGAAGCAUAAUAAUAAAUUAGAGCACGAAUCCGGUGCGACACGCGAUACUUUGGAAGCGAGACUGACCGCUACGCAAAACAUUCUAGAAGAUAUCUCGAAGUCGACGUCCGAAUUGGGCGGCACUCGCAAGAGCGAUGCUAUUGGAAGUGAGCUGUCGGAAUCGGAGAUCUCUGAUCACGUGAACGUCGUUUCCUUGCCAGUUGUGCGACCGCCGUCCUCCAGAAACUCCAGGAGCGCAACCAAGAACGGUUCGGACAGUCUGACGUUACCGCCCAUCUCACCGGAAGCUCCAAAAUCUACGAAGAAGAAGGAUGAGCUAUCCUUGCCUGUUCUGCCGACGGCAAACAACGGCAACCAUUCUGCUAGGAAGCAGGAACAGGAUAUCUCAAAGGAUGCGGAGGAGGCCUCGACGAUGCAUGACAUUACGAGUGACAUAGAAGACAUAGCGAUUCUUCCUGACAGUCACGAAGAUACGAUCGUAGAUGCGAAGCAGGAUUCUGGCAGAAAUCAUCAGGACUUGACAUCGGACGUAAAACCCAUUAAUGAAGAAGAGCGUGAGAGAGAUGAAAAUGUAGACGGAAUUUUUCGGGAAGAUGUUCCGGCAAAACUCGAUGAAAAAAGCGGAAGUCUCAAGGAAUUUGAGGAAUUGGAGGAAUUUGAGGAAUUGGAGGAAUUUAAGGAAUUGGAGGAAUUUGAGGAAUUGGAAGAAGAAAGGAGAUCGGAGCAGGUCUUUAGGGACAGUUUAAACGUUACACCGGAAGUAGCGAAUUUACCGCUAAAGUCAGGUUCACUAGAGCAUGAUGAAGACAAAAUUAAACUUCAAGAUGAUAAUGUGGAUCCAGCACGAGAGAAUACGUUUGAUAGGCUGAAAGAUAAAUUGAUUGAGAUCGAGAUGGCGGAACGCAGUAUUGAGAAAGCGUUGGCUUGCCAACAGGUCGCGACGUGUGACAUUGGCGAAAUGACGAGCCAAGCGGAAAAGUCGGUGACUGACGGGAAGAUAAAUGAAGCAAGAGAACCGACUAAUGAGGCGGAAGAGACGAUGAGUGAGACACGAAAGUCGAUAAACGCGGGAAAAAUACCGAUAAAUAAAGACGAUAAUGAAAGGAAAAAGAACAAUGAGGAUGAAAAACGAAAAUCAAUCAAUGGCAUAGAGGAGGUAGAAGAAACAGGAAUAUCAAAUAAAAGUAAAGAUUUAAAUGUUGAAGAAAAAUUAACAAAUAGAAAAAUUGACAAAGCAGAAAAAAUAGAAAGUGAUAUAAAAGAAUCGACUAAAGUAACCAAAAAUUCAGCAGAUAAAAAAGAAAUAUCGGAAAAUGGACUUAAAAAAAUGAAAAGCGAAAAUGAAACAAAACAAUUAAAAAAUAAAACAAAAGUAUCAAAGAAUGAAAUAGAAAAGGCUACUGACGAAACACAGGGAAUGAGGAAUACCACAACACAAGAGAACACGAUAAAAGUACAAGACGAGAGAUCGAUAAAUAAAACUGAAAAAUCGAUGAAGGAAAACUCGUCAAAUAGUGUAGAAGAAUUAGCAGUUAAGGUUCAUGUAAAAAAUUUGCAAUCUAUGAAUUCAAAAUCGUGUGACGGAAGUUCUCAGGUUACUGAACCAGUCGAAACAGACGGUGAUAAUACAACGACGUCGAAAGAGAAAGUUGAAAGUGCGGCGAAUGAAUUUUCCAAUAGUACGACUUCCGGAAAUACUACGAUUAAGAGCAAAAGCUUGGAUCUUCCAAAUGAGAACGGCAAAACGCAGAAAGCGCGAAAAAAACGCGAAACCGAGAAGUUAACGUUGAUAACGCCGCUCUCUUUAGAGCUCCCAUACUCUUAUGUUCUUAGCGAAGGUUCUCCUUGCGAAAUCCCUGAUUCCGUGACGACCGUGAUCAUCCCGGACAGGCCGUGUCUUUCUCCUGUUACUCUUGAAGACGAGAAUUAUCAGCUUGAAGCAAUGAAUCAAAAAAGGGAGUCAGUUACACGCUUCGAUAUGGCUAAAGAGAAUAAGGACAAAAGACAGGAAAAGGAUCAGCAUGGAUACAACAUGGAAGUUUUUGGGGAAUAUAUUCAACCAGCAACUCUUUUGCCCAUCGAUACUGAUUUUGUGCGAAAGGAAAGUGUGAAAGGAAUGAAACCAAGCCAGGACAUAGUGAUCGUUCAUCAGGAUUUGGACAAAAUUAGGGAAGAAGGUGAAGAAGAGGAUGAAAAAGUAGAUGACAAUCAAAAAGAGAUAGAAGAUCAUCAGGGAAAGAAAAAUGAUAAAGAGGCAGUGAAAGAGGAAAAAAUGAAAACGUUAGAAGACAUCGUGGAGCACGAGGAGAAUGACGAAACCAAUGUAAAGAUAAUUGAAUCCAAGAAUGUUGAAGAGAUUUCUUCUUCAGGCGGUUUUGAGGCUGAAUCCUUGCCUGAUGUCAAAGAUUUAGUAACUGUUGAUACUAGUUGGACAAACAAAGAAAAAGCAGAUGUCGCGGUAGAAUCCAAGAGUGCAUUGGAGAAUUCAUCGGAAGAGAGUGGAAGUACGCAGGAUACCCGUACGACCACGUCUAGCGAUGUGAAGGAGAGCACCGCGAGCAACCGAUCGAUUGAGAGUCCAAGUCCGGGCGGACCAGUUGUACCAGAACUAAAUCUGGACUCUCUUCAGGAUAAUACAGUGUCGUCUUUCAAGAUGACGGCAAACGGAACAGAGAAAGAAGACAAUGGUAGUCUUAGAGAGAGCGAUGCCACGACUUCCUUGGUCGAGCCGUUGACUUCGGAUGAGAGGUUAAUAAAUCGGCAGGCCAUGACUGAGCACGAAGAAGAAAUUGUCGCUGAGAAAGAGAAGGAUCUGCAGUCAGAGGUUCCAGAAGCUGAUCAAUUGUAUCGCGCUGAACACGCGGAGUACGAAUGGUUGGAGAAGGAUCCGUUAUCUGUGGAAAUUAACUUGGAAGACGAAGCGAAAUCUCAAGAGAAAUGUAUUGAUUUAAAGGCCUUAUCGGAAGACGCUGUGCAAGUCGAUCCGCUUUUGCAGGAGAAAGAGGAGGCAGAAGAGUUAGAAAGUGAAGAAGAGAUCGCGAGAGAAUUAAUAGGCUUGCUGGAUAAAGAUAUGCAACUUCGAGCUGAAGAAGAUACUAAAAAAGAAUCUAAAGAAAGCGAAGAAUCCGAGAAAAGCAAUAUAGACGUAGACGAUAAAUCUGAUCGGGCAUUGUCAGCAUCUAUGCAUUCAAUAUCAGUUGAACAAGGAGAUAGAGAACAUAAAGAUUCUUUAGAUAAAAUAGAUGAAAUAGCAAAGAUUGAAACGACUAGCGAAUUAUUAAGUAGCGUAGCAGAUAUUAGCCAAGAUAACAAGGAUAAAGAUAGUGAGCUAGUAGAUAAAGAAACUAGAAAAGUUGAACUCGAAACAGAAGAAGCGCAUGCAGUGAAUACGCAAAUUGCACCUUUAGCACAAUUUGAACAAGAUGAAUUAUUAGAAGGAAAUGGUAGAUCCGAGACAGUUGAAAAAAUUAUUAUUAAAAGUGAGCCUGAUAUUAUUACUGCGGAUAUUCAGAAAGAAUUUGAAGACAAAGAAACGAGUGUUGAGGAAGUUCUAAAGAAUCAAAGCAGUGAUGAUAAGAUUGAAGAACUGAAUAAAAAACAGGAAGAAAAUGAACAAGAAGAGUUGAAAAUUCAGGAAAAAUGCGAGCAAGAAAAAUCAUAUAAGGAAUGCGAGCAAGAAAAAUUAGAGGUUCAAGAAAAAAUCGAGCAAGAAAAAUUAGAAAUUCAAAGUGAAGAUAAUCAAGAAACCGUAAAGAUAGAAGAAAAAAUCAUAGAUGAAACAGUACCUGAAGAGAUAACAAACUCGAGGAAAGACUCGGUGAAUGAAUCGAUGAAAAACGAUGAGGGGAUUAAACCAAAUAAUGAAUCCAUCAUUGAUGUUGGGAUAGGAGAAGACGAAGAAAAUGAGAAGAAGAAGAAAAGUGAAGAUCUUUCAGAGAAAAUAGAAAGCGUCCACGGUCCAAUCACAAGUGCAAUAUCGGAACAAUCAACAGAAGACCAUUCUCGUUUCGAAUACUGGACCACGGGAACGAAAUCGUCGACCGUGGAAACUGUAAUCGAAGCUUUUGAUUCCAAUACGAGUACAGACGAGAAAAUAGAAAUUGUUGAUGCAUCAGAAGUCAUCGCGGACGAAUCACUUGUUCGGAAGAAAGACGAUUUCCAUUUAGCAGUUGUAAAAAUUCAAGCUUGUAUCCGAGGAUUUUUAGCGCGUCGCCGCAUACGAAGAGAUUUGAGCUCACAAUUUGUUUCUAAUAACGUUCCAUCAAUGCAGAAAACAGUUAUGAGCGAUCGUCUGGUGGUACCACAAGACACUUCAAGUCUGCGAGAAUCCAGACGUCUUCGACGAGAAGAAGCUCUGCGGAACACGACCCUCUCAUUAGAGAACGCUUUCGCGGCGGGUCGGCUUCAACAUACCGGCGAGUUUCACGAUUCUGUUAUACCGUUGCUUCCUUUUGAUCUGGUGAAUAAUACUAAACUAGUCACUUCGGACGAUUCUUCGGAUGAAAAAGUUGAUGUAGAAGAAGUUGAUUCACCUGAUAUUGCAAAAUCUAGCACCAACGAGAGUAAUCCCGUUCGCGACAGCGAAAAUGGGGCGAGUUUUCACAAAGGCAAUGCCUUUGUUGAUCCCACCUUUCCGAUCGUGAUGCACCUGCUGACGGACGCGUCUCACAAUCGCCACUUCACAGUCAGCCAAAAUUCCCAUUCCGACUUCAAUGCAAAUGUUGGAGGAGCGAAGCCCAUGGAACCGACUGUUGACAUCGUAAUGCUGGGCUAUCCAAGAAACGACGAAAAUCAAUAUCUGAACUUCAUAACCAGCGUCGAGGAUCUGGGCUCCAAUAUGAAUUCCUUGACUCUGGACGACGUGAUGAAGAGCGCGAAGAACCCUGACGACCUUCAUCCUUCGACGACUUCCGGCGACGGUAGCCUCAGGGAGCCCUUGGCCCUUCCGGGCUUUUCUCAGGGCGUCGUGAUCGAGGAGGUGACCAGCUUAGAUGAGCUCGUCACGUCGGAGUCAACGAAACCAUCGACCGCGCCGAAGACCUCGCUGGAUACAAAUAGCUCGAUGUCAUCCGAGGAAUGUGCUGUUGAGGAAGCAAAGAAUGAUUUAGGGAUGUCACCGAGGACUACGGAUGCAUCUGAAGAUCGGAAACAAGGAGCUGAAGGACAAGAGUCCAAUCGCAACCCUGAGAACAUCGGAGAGAGUGAUUUACGUAGCGGGGAUGCAAAUAAAAGAUCUAACGAGAUUUCUGGCGACCAUCGUGAACACGUGAAAGAAGAGAAGGACGAUAAGACGUGAGUCAUAUAUUCGUACGGGCUGAUAGCGAAGUGGAGCAGGAGUUGAAAGCUCGCAACGAUCGCAAUGAUCGAUCAAUUGGUUCCUACUUUAGGAUUAUCGUUUGAGUGCGAGACAAUGAUCGCUAUAUGAUUUCAUUGCACGUUAAAAUAUUUUUACGAGGGGCGCUUGCGUUUUUAUAUCAUUGCGUUUUACAUUAGUCUUAACUUGUAGGAUCCAGAGUGCCUGUUUUUUGAUUCGUUUAUGUAGAAACAAAUAGGUGAUGCGAGAAGGGUACCUCUCAGGAAUAGUACUCGUGUACACCCGCGAGACAAAUCAUGACACACAUAGCGCUCAUAGUCACUAGUUUAUAUACGAAGGAAAUGCAACGCGAUCUCUAGAGUCGCAAUUUUACUAGGCGAUACAGGCGAACAGUCUUUCCCCGCUUUUUGCAUAGUUUAAAAAUAAAUUGUAUAUCUUUGUAUAUGCAAAGAACAGUAAAUAAAUUGCAUAUAUAAGAUAACUUAA